AUGCCCGCCAAGCCUGCGUCGCCACAACCCCACCGCAGAUUGAGAAGCGACGCAAAUCCCCUCCGCAAAGGACAGAAGAAGAAACAUCCCUCGCCGCCUCGCCGGACCAGGAACCAGGAACCAGGAACCAGCGACGCGCGCACAUCCUCGCCGCCCACGUGCGUCCCCGCCAUGCCGGACAAGCCGCCACCGCUGCCCGUGGCCGUGGACCGCCUCGCCAUAUCCAACCGCCUGUCGAUGCUGCUCGCCGACCGCUCCGCCCUCGCCAGGAAGCUGCUGGUCCCGCGGUCCUCGGGGGCGCCCCGGCAGCCCCCUGGCCGCGGGGGGACUCGUCUCGCCGCCGCCGCCGCCGCCGACGACGACGACGGCACGUCGCCCGGGGCCCCUGCGAACCAGGGCGUGGGCUACGUCCCGGAACGGGCGGGGCGGGACGCGAAGCACGAGGACAACAAGGCGCUGCGGGCCAGGAUGCUGGGCAAGCGGCGCGGGCGCGAGCGCGGGCGCGGGCGCGAGAGCAAGGGCGACGGCGACAGCGAGAGCGACGACGUCGAGGGCAGGGGCUCGCUGGGGAGGAGGAAGCGCCCGCGGAGGGGCGAGGCGGGCGACGGCGACGGCGACGGCGACGGCACGCAGGACCGCGCGCCCCGACGAGAGGACGCUUGUGGCGACGGGCCGCCGGAGACGGCGGGCAGCAGGAGCAAGAGGGAGCGGAGGCGGAGGCGGAAGCAAAAGACGGCGGACGACAAGAACGACGGCUGA
Molecule: messenger RNA, 759 nt
Organism: Metarhizium album ARSEF 1941
Lineage: Eukaryota; Fungi; Ascomycota; Sordariomycetes; Hypocreales; Clavicipitaceae
Exons: 1
Coding region: 1-759 (252 amino acids)
Source: RefSeq, a predicted model, not a curated record